ACAAACAACCCCCCGUCAAAGAUACCAACGGGGCCGCGAGGAGAAAGGACAAGGCCGUCCUCGUGGGAAACUAAACCCUCACACCAAGCUACUCCGUCGUUUGCACCCAACUUUGUAUAUACGGUUCUCCGGGAGUUUGAAGCUACAGGGAGCAGAUAUUGGCAGCCCUGACAGUCGGCCCCAUGCUCUCUUGAUGCCACGAACCACUGUUACUACUGCCAUCAACGGUUAAUGUUACAUCCAAUAUUCUAGCAAUUGGCUGCCCCUAAACGGCGCAGCUGUGCAGUCCCUGACCUCCUCGCCGAGUCUCAACCUCCGCUCUCGACAACGCUAUGCUAGGCUCGGGCUUUUUGUCUAGCAAUCCGCAGCAUCCAACACGGAGGUCUUCUCUGUCUCCGUCAAACUCGUCCUCGUCCGUUGUCACUAUUCAACGAGCACCUUCUUUCCGUCUCCACUCCGACGGACGAAACAUUGGUGACCAUAUACAUAAUCCAAGGGCUAGUCCGCCAGUUUCGCCUCGUUCAAACAGACGUUCAAGCGGGAGCUACAUUCGCUCAAGCAGCAUUGGCAAGAUCAACGACGGUAUAAGGAAUCUAAACCGGUGGUCUCAAUCAACCGCGUCGAGCGGUUCCCCUGAGACCGGGCCUCACGUUCAACGCUCCCGAAGGCGAUCGAGUUUUGCCGGAACAGAUCACUUUGCGUCUUUGGGGGAGAUUGCAGCUGCAGGGCAUUCGCAGGGCCAAUAUGGAUUCGGAGGAGCUCUCAUCAGCCCUACCUUGAGCUCAUAUAGCUCAGCAGCGCCCACAUCCCCCCCUGAGUUUCCCGGGUCACCAGAAAGCAGACUCCCGAGGCUGCAGACGACAUGGUACUCAGCGCGCAACGAUGCAGACUCUUCGGCAACAUCAACAUACUUUCCUGGUUCGAAUAUUUCACAUCAAGCCCAAAUUUCCGCACAGCCGUGGCAAGCACAUGGUCAGGAUUUUGGGAUGAAUUACCAUGAUCGAUCCACUCCUUCUAUUUCUCCUGCCAAAAGUCGAAAUGGCGAUCGACCUCGCGCGGCGAAACCGCCUUCACAAAAGUUGAUGCUCUCCAAAGCACUUCAAAAGGCAAAUACUGCUGUCUUGCUCGACAAUGCUCAGAACUUCGAAGGUGCAAUCGAUGCAUAUAGGGACGCUUGUGCCCUGCUUGGCCAGGUCAUGCUCAAGAGUUCUGGCGAGGAGGAUCGGCAAAAAUUGGAAGCAAUUCAAGAGACAUACCACGCGCGAAUUGACGAGCUUCAGAGCCUGGAUCCCUAUUUUCAGGUCGCCGAAGGCAAAGAACUACCUGCUCGGCCACCCAGCGACUAUUACGAGGACCAGGUUUCACCAUCGGCGGCAAGCGCAGAUGAGGAGGAUCAAAACGAGCAAAUAUUGCAAACAUCAAGAAUGAUGCACCUUGUGGAUGACCCCAGCCUCGCUGUACCCGACACGCGCAGGUCCAUGUCGACAAUCCGGUCUCUCCAUCCAGGAGACAGCCUCUUGCCCGCUUUUGAAGAAGUGGAACAAAUUGUUUCUUCUACUCAAGGCGGGCGGCUCGCUGAAAGGACCCGUUGGUCGAGAUCACCUCUGGCACGACGAAUGGAAAAUCAGCCUCUGAAUUUAGCACCACCCAUGGAGGAGGGUUAUAUGCCCCGACCAUUGACUCCGCGUCGACCUUACGGAGACCAGCAGAAUCCUGAUUUCCUCCAUCCGGAUCAUCUGCAUCCCGGAUCGGCAGACUCAGAAGCGAUCAGACCCGGCAGUAGCGAAUCGGUCUCGUGGUUGAAUACGGUUGAUGAAGACGGUAGUUCCUCUCCUCCGUCUAUUCACUCGAAAUCCUCUUUUGAGGAUCUCCAACAUGAUCGCCUCCGCCCAACGAGCACUGCCACGGCAGCUGAAUUUGAUGCUGCGCUAGAUGCUGCCGUUGAGGCAGCUUACGGUGACGCCUACGAGGCUGCUCCUAGACCGCCAACUCUUUCCGAGAAUCUCACAUCCACGGCUCGCCGCAAUGUUGAGCUUGCGAAGGAGCGAGUUCGCGAAGCCGAGAGGGAAGUGGCCAUACAGAUGGCCCGUGAGAGAGAGAGGGAACGACUACUGCAGAAAGCACUCGGCAGCGAUGUACGAGAUAGCGUUGAGCUUGAGUAUCGACAGGACGAGGCGGAAGAAGAGGAACGCAUCCUCGAAGAAAUGACCAGGGAUUUUGUAAUGGAUGAUGUUGAGUUUGGGGCGCAGUCAAAAUCUGCGCUUCCGCGACAAUCAGACUCUAGUGGUUUCUCGGGGAGAACAUGGGGAAGCUCUACCGGUUCUUUCCCAACGACCUCUGUUGGUUCAACCAGCUUGUCCACCGUUGCUGAAGCCCCUAUUCCGCCGUCAUUUCACCUGCCGCCCCUUUCACCUCCGCCUCAUCCGCCUCCUUCGGGCGCACUUCCAGCCCCGCCGGUGGCACCACAGAACACAAGCAAUCAUUCCACCAGUCUGGGGCCUGACGGACAGUCUCAAAGGCUAAGUGUAACCAGGGCGCCGGGACAAAGCGUGCGAGACAGAAGACUUUCCGGCAACAAUACCAAACAACUUACCAUCGAGACCGCCAGCAAGCCGUCUACCGCGUUCCCAUCCCCAACAAAUGUGUCUCCCGGUUUCCAUGAUCGGACACAUGCACUAUCCAUUCCCAAAUCAGCUUCAGGCAUUCCAGACGAACGAGAUGUUAGCAAUUCUUCUGCCCUGCACCUUCCAUUGGCGCCCAAUGGAAUGCGAAUGAGUCGACAAGUUUCAGCACCGUUGCUUGGAUCGGAUACUUUGGCAUCUUCAUCUGACAGGCUAGCGGCCUCACCAUAUGAUACCACACCUAAGAGUGACACUGAGGUGCAAGAUAUUCUCCCCCCGGGGAAUCCACCAGAACUGCCAGAGAAACCACCAAGUUAUGGAAAUCUGAAAAAGAACCAUUCAUCAUCGAGCUUGAAGAACCGAAGCUUCUCUAUAUCAAGUCCAGAAUUUUCAGACACAUCCCCGAUAACGCCCAUGAGCACCUCCUUUCCAUCGAUUUCACAACACCGCAAAGGUCUCGGGGCGCCCCUGCCCGCUCUACCUACGCCAACAUUGGCAAGUCUGAGUUCUUAUUCCCAGCCCUGGGGAGGCGUAUACCUGUUCGAAUCCGACUUUCAUUCGACAGACACGCCAGGGUCUCCAAAUGAGCUUGCCAAAGACCCACCCGCUCCUCUGGAACCUUGCCCAACUGCAUACCUCUUGCGUCCCUUUUGGCUUAUGCGAUGUCUCUACCAGACCAUUGCGCACCCACGAGGCGGCUAUCUCUCGAACAAACUCUUUGUCCCAAGAGACAUUUGGAACGUGAGGAAUGUCAAGAUUAAAAACAUUGAAGAGAAAAUUUCAAACUGCGACUUGCUCACGGCGGCUAUGCUCAAACUCGCCAAAGUCGACACCACCGACGCCGAUGCCCUCCUUGACGAAAUGCAGGCCCUCGAAACCGUCCUUGAUCAAACACAAGCCAACCUCACCAAGAAACUCGGAAACGAUGUCGGUGUUUCGGGCACUUGGGCCUUUUUUAAAGACGCACCCUCAACCAAUAACACCGAUUCCACAGCCGGAGAUAACCCAUCCUCAUCUUCCUCCUUGCUCUCUCACUCCUCCUCCAAGGGCGCUUUCGGCUCGAACUCCUCCGGUACCAGCGGCAGCGGCGGCAAAUCAUACUUGUCAUCAUGGCGGAAACUCAGCAGGAAACACCCCGCCGCGGGUUUCGCGCACGGCCUCUCGUCGUCCUCGUCUUCGUCCUCCACGUUGUCUAGAGACGUCCCCAAGGAAGCGCUCUCCAUGGAUACAGUCCCCACCACGUCCAGCCCCAGCGCGCACCCUUUUCCCCCGCGAAAUAUAAAGGCUUUUCAACCCACGGGGCCUAAUGCAACUUAUAUGAGUUCGCUCGCGAGACUUUUUGACUCUGUUCAGAUCUUAGACGACCUCGCGCGACAAAUUGAAGAUCCCGGUCUCAAACACAGCUCCCCCACGCACGUCGGGCUGGAACUAAGCACCCGGCACGCCGCAGAAUUCUUUGCGUUUUAUAUAUGUAGAUUUGUUCUCAUUGAUAUUGGCAUGAUGCUUGACAAGUUUAUCAAGCGCGGUAGCGAAUGGGCUUUUGUAUAGGGUAAAGGGAUAUGUCAAAGGGUUAUAGCGGUUCACUCUUCUGUCUUUUUUUUUUUUUUUU
Xylona heveae TC161 is the source of this 4230-nucleotide messenger RNA. RefSeq lists its product as hypothetical. The transcript is spliced from 3 exons. The coding region runs from base 333 to 4169 and encodes 1278 amino acids. Lineage: Eukaryota; Fungi; Ascomycota; Xylonomycetes; Xylonales; Xylonaceae. The record is from RefSeq and is a predicted model, not a curated record.